Messenger RNA from Durusdinium trenchii, 2169 nucleotides. The record is from the annotation of a GenBank genome assembly. Lineage: Eukaryota; Dinophyceae; Suessiales; Symbiodiniaceae.
AUGGCCUUUGAUCCCUUUGGAGGAUCCCAGAACGAUCACCAAUGGGAUCAUGUGUUUCGCCAGACGGGUUUGGUUGGUUCAGCAAUUGUUUUUCACAAUGGCGAUGCAACCAACGCCAUCCAAAGCCUGCCGCCCAAACAAUUCAAUGAUGCUUUGGCUGUGACGUUUUGUACUCAGUUGCAAGAAGCACAAGACCAGCAAGAGGGGCAAGUUGCAGUUCGUAGGAUUGCUCAGUUUCAGCUUGACAAAGCAUUGUUUGUGGAUCAAGCCAACUGUUUGCGAGACACGAACCCAGUGUAUGCUGAGGGCGUGACUGAGAUCAACCGAGACCUGUUGACUGAGUGGGUGGAUCAACAAGUCCCGCAGCCCAUUUUGGAUUGUGUGUUGACAGUUCCAGUCGGAGAAGGAGGUCCUGGAGUGAUGCGUCAAGAAGGUCCGGCGAAUGCCACAAAACAACGCACGACACCGGAUGAAGAUCCCGUGCUUUUUGCGAUGGAGUCUGAAGUCUCUGAUUUCAAUAGCAAACGAUUGGACCUGUCCAAUCGCAUUGUGGUGCUUUUACAAAAACUGGAAGAGCUAGAAGCAGCGGGCGCACGAUCUGUCGCUCUUGAAAUGGAAGCCUUGGUUGAGGAUGAAGGAUCGCAGUGGGUGGAUCAGGCUGGUCGAAAGCGCAUUUUAGAAUUUUGCAAUGAAAUUCAUGAGUCGUGUGAAAAGGUGUCCCACGCAGGCAUGAGGACCAAAUUGGAAGAAGAACUUCGUGAUAUUGUGGAGGGCCGGUCCAGGUGGCUUCUAAAAAGUGAGACCAACAGUAAUGGAGAGCCCAGCUUGGCUGAAGUCGACGUGACGACGGCAAGCGGUGUGGGAGCCGAAGUCGACGUGACGAUGGCGAGCAGGGAGCGAUCCGGCCAGGUAGAUCGCAGUGGACCUGGACAUUUGGUGGUGGCUCGAGGCAAGAAACCACUCAGUCUUUUGGAUUGGAAAAUUUGGACCAUGUCCCGGCCACGCUUGUGGCGAUAUGGUGAUGCUGCGAACUUGUAUCCUGAUCGAGAGGUACCUUUGGCCACCCGGGAGUGGGCUGCAUGUUUGCUUUUGCGGGAGGAAUUGGAAUACAGUUUGAGUGAUGAUGUUCACGAGAGUCCUGUGCAAAAUCGUUUUAGUGGCGAUUGGAUGGCCUUGCACAUGAUAGCCACAGUGUCCCGCUUGACGGACCAACAUGCGGCAACCUACAAUUUCUUGAAGAAUGGUGGCAUGGUGUUUGCUAAGACUCUACGAGGAUUGUCUGCUGAAAAGUUGGCGCAGGCAGCGAGAGUGAGCAAAGAUGCGGGUGCGUCGUUGCAGCAGUUGCACACCACCCCGGGCAUACCUCGAGAGUUCUGCCGUCAUGAAGGAUGUGCCUACAUGGAAACCUUCGGUCCGCCGAUGAUUUUCGUCACUCCAAACGUUGCCGACAUUCAGCACCCCUUGCUUUUGAUCGUGCAAGGAGAACAGAUUGACCUUGGAGCGGUCAGUGCUGACAUGGCGUCGACUUUGCCAAAAUACCAAGAUAUGCUUCGGCGGCUGCGUGCCGGGAGUGGUGCAGCGACGGUGUCGCUGCGGCAUGGCAUGGUUGGGCCGGUUCUUGCAUUUCGUGGCGAAAUCGAAGCUCAGGGUCGUGGGUCUUUACAUCCCCACAUCUUGGUGUGGUUGGUUUGUGGUCACCUGGAGGUCUUGAGUCAACUGACGGAAAUCUUGCGCACCAAGCAGCACGAACUGCGACAACGCUUGAAAGAAUUCAUGCAAUUGGCGGUGACAAGUUUUGAAUCCAUUUCGCAUGCUUCUGUGCAAGCGGCUCCACGUUGUGUUGGAAGUGAUAUUUUGGAUGCACCUGUCAAGAUCACGGAGGUGGCGCGUGAUCUCUUCAGGGGUGAUGGUGGCUCGGAUAAGGAACUGCUGGAACAAUUCAAAGAGAAAACACCUGAACAAGAAGAGUAUCUGCUGUGGAUUUCUGAGGAAGACUGGCGGCGACCCAAGUUCCAAGUGGAAGCAACAACAACAGGUAAGCAGAGCAUAUUUGCAACACCCAUCAACCAGCUGUCGGUGGCGUCCACUCCAAAGUAUCGUUUGCGGUCAUUGCUGUGUGAUCCGCAUGUGCCGGAAUUGGAUGCGGAUGCUUGGCGGACUGCAUUUUAG